ACUUUCUGCCAUACGAUGUGGAAAUGUUCCAAAAUGGAAACAUCAAUAUUUCCGGCUUUCAAAUAAUCAAUCGAGAAAUCAAAGAGUAUCUGAAUUUGAAAAGGCAUCUAUUAAAUUUAACCUCAAAAAAGAAUGCGGAUGAUUUGGAUAUCGAGGCCAAAGCUGUUUUUGUACAUGAUGCGGUCGUAGUUGCAAGAGCUGUGUUUGCCACUGCACUACGACGAAACGAUUCGUUAUUCCGUCACAAUUUUCGGCAUGGCGAACUGUACAAUCGCGGAUUCCCUGGAAUAUACUGUCACCCAAUCACAGAUGUCAACAAUCCAAAUCGACCGUUUACCACUUUCGAGCACGGACAAACGCUGGCAAGAACAUUGAGAGGAGUGAGAAUCCACUGGCUUUUCAUGGCUCCUGAAUUAUUUUCGAGCAAACGCAUCACCGAUUGCUACAAUUUUACAUUGUCUGCUAUUCACAGUGAUAUUACAGCCGGGAAAUUCGGUUUUUUU
Messenger RNA from Gongylonema pulchrum, 503 nucleotides. The record is from the annotation of a GenBank genome assembly. Lineage: Eukaryota; Metazoa; Nematoda; Chromadorea; Rhabditida; Gongylonematidae.